Nematocida major is the source of this 615-nucleotide messenger RNA. RefSeq names its product Ras-related protein Rab-6A. The record is from RefSeq and is a predicted model, not a curated record. Lineage: Eukaryota; Fungi; Microsporidia. Bases 1 to 615 code for a protein of 204 amino acids. Gene Ontology annotation, molecular function: GTPase activity; GTP binding. The transcript has a single exon.
AUGAAGACAACAAAAAGAGAAGUCCUCCCCAAGUACAAGAUAGUUUUCCUAGGAGACACGGCAAUAGGAAAAACAACCCUGAUAACCAAAUACGUGUUUAGCACAGAAACAAAGGACUACCACCCCACAAUAGGAGUGGACUUCUUUGCGCAGAAAACCGAGAUAGGAGGAAAGACAGUAAAUCUGCAGCUGUGGGACACUGCAGGCCAGGAAAGGUUCCGGUCUCUAAUCCCCAACUACACGAGAGACUCCUUCAUGGCAGUGAUCCUGUUCGACCUAACCCGGCGAGAAACAUUCGACAGGGUAGACGGCUGGAUAGAAGACUUUGUGCUUAAGAACAAUGACUCAAAACUGAAAAUAUUAAUAGUUGGGAACAAGUUGGAUUUAUUCAACGACUUAGAAAACAAAGACAAUCUGCCAAGCAAGGAAGAAAUAAACAGCAAAGUGCAGAAGUACAACGCAGCCUAUAUAGAAACAUGUGCGCUGACUACUGAGGGAAUAAGCAGCCUGGUGGAUGAGAUCACAAAUGCAAUUCAGAACUCGUCAGCUCCUGAGCAGAAUGUGCCUGAGUUCACCAUAGAAGCAGAUGCAAGCAAAAGGUGCUUCUGCCUAUAA